AUCAGAUGGAGUUGGUUGGUAAUGAACAUGUAUAGUGAACAUGGUAAUGAACUUAUAAUACACAUUUUUUGCCUAAUGGAUGGCUGUGUGGCAUCACCUGCAAGUAGGAUUUAUACAACUCGAGGUUUAAAGAUGAACGUGAAGAUUCAGCAGUGUUAGUAACAGUCAGAACUUCAGUGAAUCAGGAGGGGGUUCAAAAGUUCAUUCACUUCGAAUACAAAAAUUGUGUAAAAUUCCUUUUAGUUAGCAGUUUUCGAGAGUUUUUUCCAGUUUUAUCUUCACUUACUUUCAACUGUUUAUUUUUAUUACUGACAAGUCUGCAGCUGCUUUAAAGAAAUCAUGGUAGUAAAAAAUAUUUGUUGUUUGGGAGCAGGGUAUGUAGGGGGUCCUACAUGUAGCGUGAUAGCCUCAAAAUGUCCCGAAAUAAAGGUAACUGUUGUCGAUAAAAGCGUAACAAGAAUAGCCCAAUGGAAUUCUGAGAAGUUGCCCAUCUAUGAGCCUGGCCUCGACGAAAUUGUUAAAGCCAGACGAGGAAAGAAUUUAUUUUUCUCCAAUAACAUUGAGAAGGCCAUUUUAGAAGCAGAUUUGAUUUUUAUUUCAGUAAAUACGCCAACGAAAACAUUUGGAAAUGGCAAGGGACGUGCAGCAGACUUAAAGUAUGUCGAAGGAGCUGCCAGAAUGAUAGCAGAUAUUGCCAAAAGUAACAAAAUAGUUGUAGAAAAAAGUACAGUACCUGUAAGAGCCGCAGAAAGUAUAAUGAAUAUUUUAAAGGCAAAUAAUGAACCUGGUGUUUCGUAUCAAAUCCUCUCCAAUCCAGAGUUCUUGGCUGAAGGAACUGCUAUUCAAGAUCUCAUGCACCCAGAUAGGGUCCUCAUAGGUGGGGAAGAGACUCCCGAAGGCCAACUUGCUAUAGAAGAGCUUUGCAGUAUUUACGAACACUGGAUUCCUAGAAAAAGUAUUUUGACCACCAACACCUGGUCUUCAGAACUUUCUAAAUUGGCUGCAAAUGCUAUGCUGGCUCAACGAAUAUCGAGUAUUAAUUCGUUAUCAGCUGUCUGUGAAGCUACUGGGGCAGAUGUAUCAGAAGUAGCAGUUGCUAUAGGUUUAGAUUCUAGAAUUGGACCAAAAUUUUUGCAAGCAUCAAUAGGUUUUGGUGGGAGCUGUUUCCAAAAGGACAUUCUGAACCUCGUUUAUAUAUGCGAAAGCCUCAGUUUACCAGAAGUGGCGGCCUAUUGGCAACAAGUGAUCGACAUGAAUGAAUAUCAGAAGACAAGGUUUACAGCUAAAGUAGUUCAGAGCCUUUUUAACACUGUCAGUGGAAAGAAUAUUACCCUUCUUGGCUUUGCAUUUAAAAAGAACACCGGGGACACUAGAGAAAGUCCCGCCAUUCACGUUGCUAAAACAUUGCUCGACGAAGGAGCCUCCUUAAACAUUUACGAUCCAAAGGUAGAGGAGUCCCAAAUCUUAUACGACCUUACUCAUCCAUCAAUCUGUGAAUCCCCGGAAGAAGUAAAAAAAUUAGUUAAAAUUUACCCAGAUGCUUAUUCUGCAACUAAUGGUGCUCACGCUGUAGUCAUUUGUACAGAAUGGGAUGAAUUUGUGACAUUGGAUUAUAGGGAGAUAUACAGAAGCAUGAUGAAACCGGCUUAUAUUUUUGAUGGAAGAAAAAUAUUAGACCAUGAGGAGCUCAUAAAUAUAGGUUUUCAUGUGCAGACAAUAGGGAAACGAUUACCCCGACCACUUUCCACUCGAAUGUGGAGUGGAACUGCUGUGGUUUGAGUUUUUUGACGCUUGCUGUUUACUUCUCUAAUAAGUAUUUAUCAUUUAUUCUCUUACAGUUGCCAUUUUCACUUCCAUUCCUUGCCUUUAAGUCUAGUUCUCAGUAUUUAAAGCGUUUAUAAAGUGUAAUACAGUGACCGUUGUGCUGGUUCAACUAGCAUGGCCUGUUUUAUCAAUAUUGUAUGCAUUUUUGUUUAAUUUAAUAGUCAUUUGAUUAUUUUUAUUGAUGCGUUGAAUAUAUCAUAUUGCAUAUUAUAAAAAUAUAUAGGAAUAUUUGUAUAUGAUAUUGAGAUAAGAAACUACUUCGUUUUUUAUAAUAUGGAAUACACUAUUAUUGAAAAAUAAUUGCAAGAAAAAUUUUAAACCAGCACUGAAUAGUAAUCCAGUAUUAUCCCGAAACCUUUUGAUUUUUAUAUUACUAAUUUUUUUUUUUCAUUGCCAUUGGCAAUUAUUUUUUUUUAAUCCUUUGCCGAGUAAGAUAAACCAAGAACACUACUUAAAAUGUAUAAUCGUUAUUUAUUAUCAUGUUUAUUUGACUUAUCAAGGUAAUUAUUUUAUUGUAUAUUGUAUUUUAUAUAAAUGUACUUCGUAGAAGCGAAUUUUAUGCGUAAUAAAUGCUAUAAAUCAAAUUGA
Molecule: messenger RNA, 2412 nt
Organism: Agrilus planipennis (emerald ash borer)
Lineage: Eukaryota; Metazoa; Arthropoda; Insecta; Coleoptera; Buprestidae
Gene: sgl
Product: UDP-glucose 6-dehydrogenase
Exons: 9
Coding region: 340-1779 (479 amino acids)
Biological process (GO): glycosaminoglycan biosynthetic process
Cellular component (GO): cytosol; nucleus
Molecular function (GO): UDP-glucose 6-dehydrogenase activity; NAD binding
Source: RefSeq, a predicted model, not a curated record